AUGGCAGAUAACAUGAUAAACACUUGUUUGUGGUGGAUUACCCAAAAAGAGGAGCAAAUAUGGCUAGAGAGGGAAAAUAACGAAGCCAUAGAAAUAAAAACAAUAGAGCCUGCAAACGCUAGAACUGCCGUUAAGGCAACAGAUGUAAACAACACGACGAUAUACCUGUUACUAAAGUCGUUCACACCAAAUUCUGAAGACAGUCAAAUUAUAUUUGACGGCUUGACUGUCCGGGAAAGAACCUCCAGAUCAGCACUUUGUACUGCGAUAGAGGAACAUUGCCAGUUAAAGACACCCGAUGACAAAGCCCCCUCAUCGGAGAAAGAGAACCCGUCUGACUUCUAUUGUGGAAUUUUCAAAGUUGAUGUGCGUAAAUUGACUGCCCCUUCUUGGGAAAGAUCCGUGCGCCCUCCCGAUCCAAACCAUGUCCAGAGUCUCAAAGAAACAUUCCUCAAAAACCCCAGUGGAUAUUUUCACCUUAUACUGGUCAAUGUGCCAAAUGUCAAACAAUUUACGAAAGAAGUGAUUUCAAGGGAAAGAACAAUAUUAGAAGUAAUAGGGGGAAACCAUAGUAGAGAAGCGUUCCUUUCUAUUCUAAACGAUGACACUAUUUCGGAACAUGUAAAAAACAUGUUUCGAUUUAGAGAUGCAAUCGUGUAUUGUGGAUUGCCAAACCAUCUUGCGAGGCACCUCGCAAAUCUCCACAAUAUUGUGCGGAAAAGUGGCAAAGAGGAAUCCUACAUGGAAAAUAUAUGCGAAAUGAGAGCAGCUCUAUAUCAACUCUCGGGCAAGUCAGAAAUAGAGACCACAACAGUUGACCCACCUAAUGAUAGAAAACUUGUCGAAGCAUGGAAGGCGACGUGCCAACAAGUGCGGGGUAUCCAAAAGAGACGUGAUUUCAAUAAUUCAUACGGAGUGGCAAUACGUAUUGCACAAUGGCCGACAGAAUCAUUUCAAGAGUUGAAACACUUUGACAUCAAGUGGAGGAAGGGUGAGAUUACGAAGCAACCUAAACAACCAAAAGGAAAAACGGUGUUGAAAAAACACCACAUAGCUUGCCUCUUGACCCCACCACUGGAGGAUGCCACUCACAUUAUCAGGCAGUGCAUAGAUGGACAGAUAGAUUACAAUCAAUUGCGAUUGAAAUGCACAAAUACAUCGACAGAAGAGACUCCAAGAGCCGAACAUGUGGAUGAUAUAAUAGAAGAAAUUGUAAACCAGGACGAACAUGAAAAUGUAUCUGGACCUAAAGACGACACUGUGGUGGAUAAAUUAAAAGUCGACUUGGAAGUUAUGACAACUAAGUAUUUACAGUGUAAGCAGGAACUGACCAAUGCAGAACAGAAUGCAAUGAGAUAUAAGGAUGACCUGGCGAGAGUGUCAGAUAACUACUCAAAGAUUGAGAAAAGUUACUUGGAUAUGAAAAGCAGCCUUCGGAAAUCUAAUAAAGAUCUUACUGCUAUGACGGCAAUGUAUACCAAGGCAAAGACUGAUUUGACUGGUGUUGAAAACAAGUUGAAAGAGGCAGAGUUCGAUCAGAAACAGCACGAACAUUUCAAAGAAACUAUUCGACAGCUGAAAAACGAAAAGUUAUAUUUUGAAAAGCAAUUUAAAAGGUUGUCAGAAGGCUAUGAAAAACAAAGCAAUGUAAGCGAUAUCAGCGAGAUUAUUCCUGCAACCGACUCCUCACUUGCUAUCACUGAUCAAAGCGGAACGUCUGGUGUGAAGCGAAGUAGAGAUGUUGCUCGAACGGAAACGGAUGAACAUGCUCUAGAUAUUGAUAUCGCAUUUAAGUCAAAAAGACGACGGGAAGCUAAGUACGGCCAACAGAUUGAUCCGCAGGCAACAACUCAAGAUUGCAGAACAGGGGAUACAGAUAAUUUGAUAGACAAUGUGAAUACAAAUGAGCUCUGUGAUGCAAUAAGUGCACAGCACACUGCCCUGAGUCAGCAGAAAAAGUCUGGGAAGACAUCAUCUCGAGAGAUCGUUUGUGCUAGGUGGGAAGACUACGUGUUUUUAGGGGUGAAGGAGGACGACUUAAUAUAUUACUGUCAACGGCAGCUAUCAAAGAUAGACGAGUUUAAUAAGUUACUCCGAAUUAGCAAAAAUAUGUGUCUUAUUAAUAAGAAGGACCAGGCAAAAGUGGGAGUCAAUAUUGCCAUUGAAAAUUUCUUUGUAGUCCAGAGUGGGUUUCUUAAUAUAUCAAAAAAUAGCCUUAUAAUUACUUUGAUGCAAGACCAAGCAAAGGUUAUAUCAUGCCUGUCAUCAAUUGUAUCCAAAUUGUAAGUUAAAGAGCAUUUUGAAUGUUCAGACAUUGUUUUGUAUGUCCAGACAUAUAAAUAAACAAAUAGUUUACAUACAACUCAUAUUCAGACCAUACCAUCUUGAUUAAUUUGGUAUUUGUUUUAUGUAUCAUAUACGUGUUCAUACACCUCCAGCUCACUCAUUUGUCUUAACAUUGCCAUUGCACAUGUACGAGUACAAUGAGAAGUCUAAAACUUAACCACAGGAUACCUUAUUAAAAUACUGAUUUUUUGUCAUAUUAGCUUGUUUAAAUAUAAUAAUCACUUCCUGUAUUUUUGCCGCACGAUCAUAGACAUUUAAAGUAAUUUAUUUCAUUACAUGUAAUAUGUAAUUAUUUGACUUACUGGUUCCAUAUAGAUAAAUGUUCAUAUAUGUAAUCUGUCUAUUUUAAGAAAGAAAAUUGUAUACAUUUAUAUUAUUUUGUCCCAUAAUGUAUAUUGUAAAUAAUUAAACCUAAGAUAGCAAUUCAACUUAAGUGAAUGUUUGCUAGCUUGUUUGAUUAUGUUGAAGUUUGAAGUCUAGUAAGAUCUGUAGCAAGCGUAUAUGGACUAGACGUCUAAACUGUUUAACCUUUUCAAACGUUGGUGUUACACUUGUUUACCAGAAUCAAGAAUGUUCUUCGUUAGUUAUGGUCACACUGUGAUUGAUCAUCAAUAUGUCAAUAUGUCUGUAUUGUCUACAAAUGAUGAAACAGAUCAAUUUUUAUCUGAAGAGACGAAACGCUUUGUAUAUAAAUGACUAAUAUGGUAAUAAAUACGCAUCAGUAUAAAUGGUAAGAUCUGAUGUUUGAUUCUGUAAGUGUCCAUAGACACCUCUCAUCUGCAUACAGACCUUAUUGUUUCAUGUGUUCGUUAUCGCAGUGUCUAUAGACGCCGUCUUGUAUUAUAUGCUGUGUUCGAGGGUGUCUAUAGACACUCUUUAUUUAAUUGUUUGGGAAUUAUGUAGGUAUACGUUGGAGGUUCUAUCAUAUGAGUGUCCAUAGACUCCUCACUAUCACAAUACUGGAGACGUUAUGUUUUCCUAAUGAAUUUGUGGCUUUCAAAUACUGAUUGCUUUUCUUGGUGUCCAUAGACACCUUUGCCAAAAGAAUUAUAUUAUGUUGGUGUCCAUGGACACUAUUUUAUUUUCAAUGAUUCCAGUCACUGAGUGUUUAUAUCUCAGUAUCGGAAGAGUGUCCAUAGACACCCUAUGCCUCAUCAACAUAUGAUAAGGUUUGCCAAUGAUUACAAAAUAUAUUAAUAUCUAGUGAAUCAUACACGGAUGGUGUCCAUAGACACCCAAAUUAAAUUUCAAAACAUACCCAUGUAGUCGCAUAACAGUAAAACAUAGAAAACAUGUAGAGACCUGAGUCAUAUUUCCAAAUUUCAAACCAUCACAUUUCUGCAAUUCCUUCUACCACAACUUGCUUUUUAGAAAAUAAGUACACAGAUAUUUGGAAAUAAAUAUAUGGUUUUAAAAGAGAAACCUGCAUUUUCUCUUUUAGUUUUGCACCCUGUU
Molecule: messenger RNA, 3801 nt
Organism: Owenia fusiformis
Lineage: Eukaryota; Metazoa; Annelida; Polychaeta; Sabellida; Oweniidae
Source: the annotation of a GenBank genome assembly